CACACACACACAAGUGAAAGUGAACCUAGAAUAAAACCUGUGUCAGAGGACAGGAGAAAAGAUAAACAGGGUGGUUGUCGGGUAAAUCCAAAUUUGACUCUUCACUGAUUUCUCUUCUAACAACAUGAACGUGUCAAACACAAGGAGAAUUGUGAUGUUAGGAAAAACUGGAUCUGGGAAAAGCAGCCUGGCUAACACCAUAUUUGGAGAGGAACUGUUCACAAUCGGCCACAAUAGCGACUCUGAAACAAGUGAAUGUAAAGCAAAAACCAAAUCUGUCAACGGAAGAAGCAUCACUUUGAUCGACACUCCUGGUUUCUUCGACACAAAGAGAUCUGAGGAGGAGCUGAAGCUUGAGAUACUAAAGUGUAUCACAGAGUGUGCUCCUGGGCCUCAUGCUUUUCUCAUUGUGCUUAAAGUGGAGAGAUUCACAGAGCAUGAGCAGGCUGUCAUCACAACAAUAAACCAGCACUUUUCUGAAGAAGUUUUAAGAUAUGCCACAGUAGUCUUUACUCACGUCCUUGAUAAUAAAUACUGGAAGAACAACCAGCAGGAUGAAUACAAAAGCAACCAGUUCCAGGUGAAGGAGCUACUUAACACAAUAGAGAAGACGAUUGAGGUAAACAAAGGAAGCUGCUGCACCAAUGAGAUGCUACAAACAGUGGAGGAUGUAAUACAACUAGAGGUGGAGGCCAUUAGACCGUCAUCAGGAAACAUGUCAGAGGAAGAGAUCAGAGAGCAGACUAAGGGCAGCGUAUCUGAGAAGCUUUUGAUCAAAUUGGCAGGUACUGCAACAGGUAUAGUGUUAGGAGCUCUUUUUGGUGUAGGAGUGAGUGUUGGAACAGUUCUCAUAAUUACAAAGGGGCUGGUAUGA
Messenger RNA from Sander lucioperca (pikeperch), 874 nucleotides. Its product is annotated as GTPase IMAP family member 7-like. The coding region runs from base 125 to 874 and encodes 249 amino acids. NCBI's taxonomy places the organism in Eukaryota, Metazoa, Chordata, Actinopteri, Perciformes, Percidae. The transcript is spliced from 3 exons. Gene Ontology annotation, molecular function: GTP binding. The record is from RefSeq and is a predicted model, not a curated record.